Aegilops tauschii subsp. strangulata is the source of this 627-nucleotide messenger RNA. Lineage: Eukaryota; Viridiplantae; Streptophyta; Magnoliopsida; Poales; Poaceae. The record is from RefSeq and is a predicted model, not a curated record.
AUGAGCGACCAGUCAAGCUUUGUACUUAUCAACAGAGCCAUCUGGACGGUGCUUGGUCUUGAAAAUCCACUUGCUCCCAACAACAUUGACUCCGCGCGGCCGUGGCACAAGAACCCAUGUCUUGUUAUGGUGAAGGGCAGCAAGCUCAUCAAUCAUCGCGGAGCAGCUGGAGGCGUCGCGGUCGAGGGAGCAGGGCUGCCCUCGACAGAAGGCGACGCGAGCUGCGAUGGCGAUGAUGGAGCAGCAUCCUCGAGCACCGGGGCAGGCGACGGCGUGUCAGUACGCGGGAGGGAGGCCGCCGACGGGCCGGGCGAAGCGGCCGGGGCCGAAGCCGGGCCGACCGAGCCGGGCGAGGCGGCAUCGGACGGGCCAGGCGACGAGGCAGCCGACGCGCCGGCCAGGCCAGGCGACGCGGGGACUAGGCCGGGCGACGCGGAAGCCGAGGUGCGGGGGGACGUGCAUGUCCCAUGCACGUCGAUCGCCACAGAGUGCGGCGCGGCGGCCACAUGGGGGCGGUGGGCAGAGGGCGUGCAUGCGCCAUGCGCGUCAAACACCGAGGAUGGAGCCGCCGUAGGAUCCUGCACAGCAGUAACAGAGCCUGAAACAGGCGUGUCAGUAGACAAAUAG